Phytophthora infestans T30-4 is the source of this 954-nucleotide messenger RNA. RefSeq lists its product as uncharacterized. NCBI's taxonomy places the organism in Eukaryota, Oomycota, Peronosporomycetes, Peronosporales, Peronosporaceae. The record is from RefSeq and is a predicted model, not a curated record. Bases 1 to 954 code for a protein of 317 amino acids. The transcript is spliced from 4 exons.
AUGAGCUUCCAGGGAUGGAGCAUCGAGGACGUCUAUGAGACCGUGAAAGGCUUCGGCUUUCGCGGUCGGUGCCUCUCUUUACUGCUUGCAACAAUCCACUUCUUCUUCGUAUUAGCGAUCCCCAUUCUGUGCUGUCUUCGUGUGGAUAAUUUGAUCUCGAGCACCUGGGCGGUAGUGCUCACUCCGUUAUGGAUUCUCGACGUUAUUUAUUAUGGAAGUGUGGUGUUCGCGCUCGUGUUCUCUAGUGGCAAGCUGUAUACGUUCAGUAAGCAAUUGUUGCUCUUGGUGGUGCAAAUAUUCAUCGUGAUGAAGCUGGAUGGAGUCGUGCACUGGAGUCUUCUGGCCGUGUUGACACCCUACUUUACGUGCGAUGUUCUUAACUUGUUGGAGGUGGUUAUUGGCGGCGUAUUGGGGCAUCAAAUGCUCGUGAGCGACAGUGUUGGCGCUUGUGUUUCUCAGACGGAAGAAAUCGAGACAGAACGACAGCUAUUGGUGAAGGCAGUGACGCGCAAAACAGCGUUAACGUUGCUGCGUAUCGUCCAGGCGUUGUUGAUUGGGAUGAAGGUUGACGGUAGUUUAAACGGUACUACCUGGUGGCGUGUCAUGUCUCCUGUGUGGAUCCUUGUGCCCUACCUCUUCUGGUACCCGAUCAAGAAAUACAUCAGCUCGACGUCAGCCCAUCGACUAGUAGAUGCCGUGCUUACAGGGGGCGUCAUCUUCAUGUUGGUCGCGCCACUUUUCUUGCUAUCAACUCGCUUAGAAGGCAGGAGAAUGUCAAGUUUUGACAUCGUCAUGCCAUGGCUGUUAUUGAUGGGCGUCUCGUUCUUGUUUUUAUUGUGUGCAAUUACACUGGCAGGAGUCGAGCGAGUUAUUCAAAGUGGCGUGCAGCCAACGCGUCGACACGCUCAGAGUCCCCCAUACCGUCACGACUACGUUGCCGUCGACAUGGACUGA